AUGCAUCGCACUGAAGCUGGAACCGCCAGUAGCGCGGAGGAUGCGGCACUCCGCGCCUCACCCGAGUCUGCGAGCAGCGCUCUGACGUCCAUGGAGCCUCAGGAAGCAGUCGGGUGCCAGGAGGUCCCGUCCAUGAAAGACCCCCUGGCCGUGCUGAAUGCCAUCCAUCAGGUGUUGGUUUCGGCAGGAUUGCAUGCAGAGCUCUCGCUACCCACCAUUGCAGUGGUGGGAUCGCAGUCUGUGGGCAAGACAUCUGUUUUGCAGAGCCUCGUGGGCAGAGAUUUUCUACCACGAGGAAGCGGGAUAGUGACCCGGCGGCCGUUGAUUCUGCAGCUUCAACAGGUCCGCAAUGCAGGAGCCGGACACAGCGAGUGGGCAGAGUUCCAGCACAGCAAUCGAAGGUUUAGUGACUUCGGCGACGUCCGCAGAGAGAUCGAAGCCGAAACGGCGCGUGUGUGUAGUGGCAGUCGCAGUGUCAGCGACGAGCCGAUCCUUCUCAGAAUCUUCUCUCCGGCAGUCAUGGACUUGACCCUUGUCGACCUACCCGGACUGACCAAGGUACCAACCGGUGACCAGCCCAAGGACAUCUCUAAGAGAAUCCAGAAUCUGGUCAAGAAGUACGUGGCUAGCAGCAACACUCUGAUCCUUGCCGUGUCCGCGGCAAACGUCGACUUGGCCACCUCGGAUGCGCUUGCUUUGGCCCGAGAGGUGGAUCCUCAGGGUCAGCGCACAGUCGGGGUGCUCACGAAGCUGGACCUGGCAGAGGAACAGAGCACAGCCUUCGAAGCACUUGCGGGUGAAGUCUACCCACUUCGCCUGGGCUACACCGCGGUUGUUUGCAGGAACGAGAAGUCAAGCCAGGCUGGGAUGACCUUCGAGGAUGCACUGAAGGAGGAACACGAUUUCUUCACGCGACAGCAGCGCUUCGAACCACUGCUGUCCCAGUGCGGCAUUCCCAACCUCGCACAGCGACUGCAAUUCCUGCUCUUGAACCACAUCAGAGAGGCUUUGCCUUCCCUGCGCACGAACGUGCAGCAAGUGGCUGGGAAGUGUCGCGAGGAGCUCGCGACUCUCGGCGACGAAAACCUGGAGAAGCAGAUGGGGCAAGGGCCACUCUUGCUACAUUUGAUCUCCUGCUACGUGCGUCAUUUCGGUGACUUGCUUGAGGGCCGCGUCGAGCAUCGUCUACAGGAACCUCCGCCAGCCAAGCUGGUUGGUGGCGCUCGGAUCCAUCACAUUUUCCAUCGAGUGUUCGCCCAGGAGAUACUCCAGUUCGAUGCCUUCACGGGGCUGUCUGACAUGGACAUCCGCGUUGCAAUGAGAAAUGCUGCUGGCCCUAAGCCACAGCUUUUCGUGCCAGAGAUCGCCUUCGAAAGGAUGGUGAAGCGCCAGAUUCAAAAGCUGGAAGAUCCGGCCCUUCAGCGGCUAAGCUGCAAAUAG
Molecule: messenger RNA, 1440 nt
Organism: Symbiodinium sp. CCMP2592
Lineage: Eukaryota; Dinophyceae; Suessiales; Symbiodiniaceae
Source: the annotation of a GenBank genome assembly